Molecule: messenger RNA, 1844 nt
Organism: Elgaria multicarinata webbii
Lineage: Eukaryota; Metazoa; Chordata; Lepidosauria; Squamata; Anguidae
Gene: YPEL4
Product: yippee like 4
Exons: 5
Coding region: 372-755 (127 amino acids)
Source: RefSeq, a predicted model, not a curated record
GGAGAAGGGGAGGGAUGGAUGACUCACAAUGUUAUGAUGCGGUUCCACAACACACAGCCACAUUCGGCUACAGACGGAGCACAAAAGCUUGGCUGCCCUGAAGCUGAGCUCCCCUUGACGCGACCCCUCGCAGAGCGCGGGCAGGAGCAGGCAGAGGCGGAGGCAGCCCCCUGGGAGAGGGUUUCAAGGUGACUCCCCUUUCGGUCUGGUUCUCAUCUGGGGGGGCCCUGGCAGUGCAGCCCCCCCAAACUUCACUUUUCUGAAACACGGCUCUAGCCAACCUGCUUCGCUGCUUCACUUGCGACCGCCUGUGUGGGGGCUGCACAGCACCGGCUCCCCCACCCCGACAGGGCAUUGCUCUCCAGCCUGUCAUGCCCAGCUGUGAGCCGGUACCACCUGCUGCCUGUCUCCCCACCAAGACCUUCCGCAGUUACCUGCCCCGGUGCCACCGGACAUACAGCUGUGUCCACUGUCGGGCACACCUGGCCAAGCAUGAUGAGCUCAUCUCCAAGUCCUUCCAGGGAAGUCAUGGUCGCGCCUAUCUUUUCAAUUCUGUGGUUAAUGUGGGCUGUGGUCCAGCCGAGCAACGCCUCUUGCUCACUGGUCUCCAUUCAGUCGCCGACAUUUUCUGUGAAAGCUGCAAGACCACAUUGGGCUGGAAAUAUGAACAAGCGUUCGAGACCAGCCAGAAGUACAAAGAAGGGAAGUACAUUAUUGAGAUGUCACAUAUGGUGAAGGACAACGGCUGGGACUGAGGGGGGAUGGGGACUCUGGGUGCACACCCUUCUGCGUAGCAUGCCUUGCCCAUUCCUAACCCCACUGCCACAGCUGGCAUCCCGGCACAACCAACCCAGCCCUCUCACCCCCGUCUCCUGCACAGCAUCACCCGUGGAAGUGGAGAUACCAGGACCCUUCUCCCAAACCUCUUGGACUUUCUGAAAUGCUGGAUUCACAGCUUGGAGGAUCCCACCCUGCCCGUACAGCAGAAGGGGAAGCUCACAGGGUUCAAGGGCCAGUUUGUGCGCACACACGGAUUUUGGAUUAGAUUCUACUUGACCUGUAUGGGUGGGGACGAUGCCACUCCCAUUGCUAGCGUCUGCUGGGUGGCAUCCAGAACUAUGAGCCUGGAAGUGGGUUUGGACUUUGCAGUCCCUUGUAUAAGAAAGCCACAUGACUUUCUGGAAUGGGACAGAAAGGGCUGUGGGCACAGGGCAAGCUCUUGGGGAGGGGCCGUAGCUCAGAGGCAGAGCACAUGCUUUGCAUGCAGAAGGUCCCAGGUUCAGCCCCUGGCAGCUCCAGUUUACGAAGGAACCUCAUGUAGCCGGGCAGCUACAGACCUCUACCCAAGGCCCUGUCAUAAUUGCUGCCAGUCAAAGCUGACAAUGUUGAUCUGGAUGAAGCGGUGGUCUGGUUCAGUAUAAGGCAGCUUCUUAUGCUCCUCUCCUUUCUGGGGAGAAAUAAAAAUUGUGUGUCAGUCUACCGGUUGGACAGAGAAGGCCGGAGGGAGAGUAAACCCCUCCCAAUAUGAGACAAAAGGUAUCCUGGAGGUAGGGGACAGAGGAGCCGUCCCUCUCCACAUGGGGCCAUGGUAGUUCACAUCCCCCUUCACCCUAACCCUUUCCCAGACACUGCCGUGGUAUUUCCCCCAUGUUUAUUCUAUGGAGUCUGUUUCUUUUGUUUUGGGUCUCCAUGUGCUUGUGAUCCCUGGGCACUAUGACUCCCCCACCACUCCCCCACACCCUACAUGAAGAAAAGGUGGGGAGGUCAGGUGGGGGCAAAGCCUCAGUACUGUCACCAGCGCAGGAAUUUUUUUGUAUAAUAAAGGUGUUUUAUAUUUAAAAAAA